Molecule: messenger RNA, 2057 nt
Organism: Anthonomus grandis grandis
Lineage: Eukaryota; Metazoa; Arthropoda; Insecta; Coleoptera; Curculionidae
Product: sialin
Exons: 7
Coding region: 238-1731 (497 amino acids)
Biological process (GO): transmembrane transport; monoatomic anion transport
Cellular component (GO): plasma membrane
Molecular function (GO): transmembrane transporter activity
Source: RefSeq, a predicted model, not a curated record
GCUUGCGGUUGUCGGCAGUUUCGGUUCGCUGCGGCGCGUAGAGGGUAUCAGUGGCUUUAACGCUGUAGUUCAUUCACACGUUUCGUACGAGAUUUGGCGCGAAUUUUGAGUGCCCGUUGGUGCGGUUUUUUUUUGAAAGUUCAGAGUCUAUAUAAAAAGACCGGCGCCUAAAGAAGAAGCAGAAGAAAACGAAAAAAAGCUGCGAAAAAGGUUAUUUCAAGAAACCUGUUCCUUGGUAUGGCCUCUGCUCGUAAACUGGAGAAUAAGAAAUGGACAGAUAUAUUAACAUGUCGUCAAAUCUUGAACAUAAUGGUCAUCUUGGGGUUUAUGUUCAAUUACAUGCUGAGAGUGAACUUGACAAUCGCCAUAGUGGAUAUGAUAGAGAUUCAAGAUGUUCCCUUUACAAAUUCUUCAGUGAACAGCACUUCCACAAAACCACUAAUAAACCGCAUGGCUGAAACAAGGUUCAAUUGGAACACCGAUCAAAAAAAUGCAAUUCUAGGUAGUUUUUUUUGGGGCUACUUGCUGACAGAGCUGCCUGGCGGUAGAAUGGCAGAAAUAGUUGGAGCUCGAAAAAUCUUUGGAGGAGGAAUGCUUAUGGCCUCCAUAUUGACUAUACUCACACCUGCAGCCGCUUACUUGGAUUACUACGUAAUACUAAUUUUGAGGGCCGUACUUGGCUUCUUUUUAGGGGCCACUUGGCCGGCUAUUCCCCCGAUGGCUGCCAGUUGGAUACCUCCUAUGGAACGAUCUAAAUUCAUAGCAAACAUGAUGGCCUCAAGUUUGGGAGCUGCUGCCACAAUGCCGGUUUGUGGAUAUUUAAUUGACUCGUAUGGUUGGGCCAGUGUUUUUUACGUCACUGGAUUAAUUGGUCUGGUGUGGUCCGCAUUAUGGUUUGUUUUGAUCUAUGAUUCUCCGGCCCAACAUCCAAGAAUCAACGAAGAGGAACGAUAUGAAAUUGAGACAAAAAUUGCUGAAGGAGAAGGUGGUAAUUCAAAGAAACCAUCCUACGUACCAUGGAAGCAAAUAUUUUUAAGCAUGCCGGUCUGGGCUAUUAUAAUCACUCACGGAUGUUCCGUUUUCGGAUAUUUCUUAGUUGUAAACCAAUUGCCGACUUACAUGAAAGACGUGCUCCAUUUUAAUAUCAAGGAAAAUGGAUUGCUGAGUAGCUUACCAUAUUUAGGCAAGUAUCUAAUGGCCAUAAUAGCAUCUUACAUCGCAGAUAAACUACGUAAAUCAGGAAAAUUAUCUACAACGGCGACCAGGAAAAUCUUCACUACCUUUGCCGUACUUCCUCCAGGUUUGCUGAUGAUCAUCCAGGCAAUCUGGGGCAUGAACGCUGCCCUAUCCGUAAGCGUUUUUACCAUUAGUCUAUUCUUUAAUGGCGCGGUCACAGCUGGGUACCUUUCAAAUGGCUUAGAUAUUGCACCCAAUUUUUCCGGGACUAUAUUCGGAUUGGCGAAUACACUUUCUAGUAUCGGAGGAUGGGUUUCUACAAAAAUGGUCGCAAUAAUAACAGGAACCCAAAGUACUUUUGAUACGUGGAAGUACGUAUUUUAUGUGCUGGUGGCCACGUACAUCUUUGGAGCGCUAUUUUAUUUAAUAUUCGGCAGUGGAAAACUGCAAACAUGGAAUAACCCUGAGGAACAUACCAGACAAAAUGGACAAGAGUUGCAACCGUUAAAAACCAAAGCUGAGAUUGAUAAGGAAAAAGAAAUAAACAUGGCUUAGUAAUAAAAAAUAUCCAUUUUGGAUAAUUUUUGGUUUAGAGACUGAGACAAGUAUUUAAAAAAAUGUAAAUCCUAUUACUCACAGAUUGUAGGCACAUAUUUUGACAACGUAAGAUUUUAUAUAAGUAUCAUUACAAUUUUAAUUAUCCAAUAUAUGUUCACCUUUUCUAAGGCCUACCAAAAGUAUUUUCAGUAAAAAAACAAUACUAGUUAUAUAUACAAAAAAUAUAUAUAUUUAUAUUUUUCAGUGCGUUUCGCACGUCGGAAAAAAGGUAUUUUGUUGUAAUAAAUAUUUUCUUUGCAAUUUUGUAAUAAAAAUUAAUGAGA